CAUGAGGCCACUUGGCACUUUCAUUUCUGCGAGGAUGGGCUAGAGCCUAGCUAGCUCGUGCUCUGGGUUCAACUCAAUCAUCAAUGAUAAAGGUAGGUACGUAAAGCAAGCGAGUUUGAUGUCAGUCUUCAAACAAAUUGCUUCUACCGUACAUACUUAGCUCACCCAGUUGGCCGCACGUCUUGUUGCAUAGUAAAAGGCAGCAGCAUUUGCACAUAGUCCAAAAAGUUGGUGCCAACAGAUUCAAGGUUCAUCUGCGCUGCUGAGCGGGAUCUCGAAGUACUGACUCUCAGCAUUCGUUCCAGAGACAUUCACUGCAGCUCGUUCUUACCAGUCAGAUUGGGCGACUUUGGUACUAGUAGCGAGCUCCGAGAGAUCGUUCAAAGAAGAGAGUUUCUGACUCCGGUUCUGCAUUUGGUCCAACGACUGAAAAUAAGCUCCUGGAAGGUGGUCAAGGGCGAGCUCUUGCUGACAUCAGCAACUGGAAAUGGACACGAUCAGGACCGAGCUGCUGAAGCAGUGGGGUAUAAGUCCUGGCGUGGAUGAGAACCUCCUGGUUCCGCAUAUUGCAGCGGAAAGGGGCGAUCUAAACCUUUUCAAGGAGGCGCUGAAAGUUGGUCUGGACCCAAACCAGAAGGAUGGAGAACGAGGCACGUUGCCGCUGCAUUGGGCAGUCCAAAAGCUCAGCUUUGAGGUAGCUGAGUACAUUCUGAAGGAGAAGAUCAACGACCCAAACUGCAGAAACUUUGAGGGGAAUACGCCGCUGCAUUACGCGACUGUGAAGGGGAGCAAACGGAUGAGCCAGCUGUUGGUAGAGCACGGAGCGGAAGUGAACGCAGUGAACGAUAGCCGGCAAAUCCCGGUGUUCGGCGCCGUCUUUGAGCGAUACGACCACGUCAUCGAAUACUUGGCCUCUCUCAGUGACCCCAAGUGCCACGCGUGCAAGAAAAAACGGUGCGCGAUUCACCGAGCGGACCUCGACUUCACGGACGAGGACGGGAACACGGCGCUUCACUUGGCGGGGGUGCAUCACUGGGGCAACGGGACGUACAAUCUUCUCGUACAGCUAGGGGCCGACGAGACGAUCAAAAACAAGGAAGGGAAGUAUCCGGUGCCGCCAAUGAAGAUUGUACAUAAGACAGUGCGUGAAGUCCUGUUCGGUCUUGUCUCCGUUUUAGUGAUUAUUUUAGCUAUUUGGUGGGGGGUAAAUAAGCCGGCGGAAAAAGACACGGGUAUUUAUCAUUGAUUGUCUUUGCUUGUCGCCCAUUCCACAAUGGCCGAGGUUAUGGGCACAAGUUCUUAGCGUAGUCGACAUAGCCAAGACCUGUACAUUAGUCGAGUCGGAAACACGGGCAUGACCUUGAACAGGUGUUGCGGAGAAUAUUGAAAAGCGUUCAAUAUUGAGGACGACUGUUUAAGUGAUCCUCGUUGGCCGGGAUGGUUGUGCAAACAGGCUCAGUAGCUACGCCGCUUUUAAUUCUGAACCGUCCAUGUCGGGG
Molecule: messenger RNA, 1499 nt
Organism: Klebsormidium nitens
Lineage: Eukaryota; Viridiplantae; Streptophyta; Klebsormidiophyceae; Klebsormidiales; Klebsormidiaceae
Source: the annotation of a GenBank genome assembly